Messenger RNA from Echinostoma caproni, 531 nucleotides. The record is from the annotation of a GenBank genome assembly. NCBI's taxonomy places the organism in Eukaryota, Metazoa, Platyhelminthes, Trematoda, Plagiorchiida, Echinostomatidae.
CUCUGCAACCCAGUCGCAGAUGGGAACACAAUCAAUUUGGAUAAAACCUAUGGUCGAUCGCUAAAUCCGACAACCGUGUACGAUUUUGGGAUCCGUGUAUUCCUUGGGCGAGAUCCCCGACGGGCGCGACAGUUGGCUAGUUUGUUCAGCCGACGACUCAGACAAUUAGCCGGUUGGUUCGAAAAACAGCACCAAUUCGCAUUUUAUGCCAGCUCUCUUCUGCUUGCUUAUGACAAUUCGGAGACAAGCAGCAGUUUGAGUAGCUUAACUGCUCGAGGUGAAUCAUCCACAUCCCCGGGGUUGUCUGGAAAUUCUGACGAGAGACAUCACGACAACCACAAUCACAACUCGGAUGAAUCGAUUGUGGCCCACCUGAUCGAUUUUACCCGUUGGACUGAUCUAGUCGGUAAUCGGGAUGAUAACGUGCUUUACGGACUGUACAAGCUGAUCAGUCUAUUUGAUCGUGCAGCGACCGAUCGAACAUCACCUCCCUCACCAUGUCCCCCAGAUCGGGUGUUUGUACGGGGAUAA